Molecule: messenger RNA, 999 nt
Organism: Podospora anserina S mat+
Lineage: Eukaryota; Fungi; Ascomycota; Sordariomycetes; Sordariales; Podosporaceae
Exons: 2
Coding region: 1-999 (332 amino acids)
Source: RefSeq, a predicted model, not a curated record
AUGACACCCAUACGACGAUACUUGAGAAUUACCAAAUAUUCGGUUCUCGAGUGCCGCAUAUACCUGGACAACCCCGCACUGACACAGUCAUGGCUCCUGAACCCACGGGACCCUAUUCUUCCCAAAGUUAUUGAGAGUGUACGGCCGUUGGUCUUGCCGAAACUGCGCGAGGAGCAAGAGCGAGAUCGCAUGAAGAAAAAGAGCAAGAAACGAACCAUCAAGGAUGUCGUGGUCCAAGAUGACUUUGAGGUGUCGAUCUUCCUGAUGGAAACCGACACGAGGCACUCACUGUUGCACAAGAGGAAGCACUUUCGUGACAAAGUGCAGACUAAACUCACGUCCAACUCUUCAAAACUGACAGGCGGGGUUCAUGACGCCCCCAUUGAUGUUGACGGGGAUGAGGUGCUCCAGGAGGCAACCGAUGGGGAUGAUGAUGUGCCACUGAUCCACGAGGAGGAUGAUGAUCAGAAUGCCAUCAACCUGGACGACAUCCCCGAGAUAGAUGAAACAACAACAAACUCGGCCAGUACCAAUCGGAGAGCAAAGAGGCGCAGGCAAACCAGCGGGGAGAAUGAGGGCGUGUCGAACCCCUCCGAGAUUGAUCCUGACGUUGUUGAGACGAUUGAUACAGAUUCAUCAGAUGAUCAGCUGUUCGUUGGUGACGGAGACGACGACGAUGACAGUGACACAGCAGCUGGAAGGCCGCCCCCAUCAAAGCGCCGUCGGGAGAAGGCGGCCGCUCGAGACAUGGAUGGACCUGACGACAAGAAGAAGUUGGGCAUGGAUAUCUCAUACGAGGGUUUCGCCAUCUAUGGCCGGGUGCUGUGCCUCGUCGUCAAAAGACGGGAGGGCAUCGGAAAGGGCGGAGGUUUAGCAAUGUCGACGAGCGGCAGGUCCCAAGCUGCCGGCCGACCUCGAGGUCAGGCUAUGAUGGAGAACUGGAUAUCUUCUACGCAACUUCCCGAUGAGGCUGGUGCGGGGGAUGAGGAGGCGUCGUGA